This is a messenger RNA of Hyaloperonospora brassicae, 1410 nucleotides long. The record is from the annotation of a GenBank genome assembly. Lineage: Eukaryota; Oomycota; Peronosporomycetes; Peronosporales; Peronosporaceae.
AUGGCCGGUCUGCCGCCCCCUCUCCCCCCUCCGUCCACGACCACGAGCAAUAGCCCCCACAGUCAGCACCACCACAGUAUCCACCACUUGAUCCGCAGUCGAAGGUCGUCGCAGGACGAGAUUCGGGCCCUCUUGGCCCGGACCACGCAAGCGCUCGACAAGAUCGUGAGCAUCCGCGAGAGUAUGGAAGACGUGGUGGAUUUCAAGCAGUUUGAGGCAAAGGCGCUGCGGCUCUCGCGGCCGUCGCGCGUGAGCUCCAGUAUCGCCGAACUGGGUGCACACUCGGCGCGGUCGACGCCCGCUUCGAGCUACAACAGCACCGAAGCGUCGUCUUCGCUGUCGGAAGACACGUUGGCAGCCGAUCGAUCGACGAAUGCGUCGUCGUCGUCGCUGUCUUCGUCGUCGUCGUCGUCUUCGGCUGGAGCAGAUGACGAGGAGGAAGAGGAGGAGGAGAUGGACGAUGGGGAGCAUGACGUGGAUCGACAUCGAGAGGUCGAGACGAACCGAAGGGAACGUGAUCGACAGCGGGAGCUCGCGAGAGAACGAGGAGCUGCUCGGACGGGUCAUCAUCGGCUGUCGGACGAAGACAUAACGACCACUUCGACGGUCAGUUCGAUCUCGACGGUCGGGGACUUGGCCCCGCUGAAGGAAGCGCGACUGGAUCGACUCAAGGGCAUUAGCAUUUCGUUCCACGAGGGACUGCCAAAGGAGUUUUUCCAGGCCUUGUGUCGGUUCCUCCACUCGGCCCUUGAGAUCAAGACGCGCCACUCGCGGUUCAACUUUUACAAGGAGACGUUUACGGGCGGUGACGCUGUGCGGGAGAUGCUGGUCGCUGGCUUUGCCGAAGACCACCAGACUGCAACGCGGUAUGGCAAUGUCCUGGUGCGACUGGGGUUCAUCGAGCACGUGUCGCGCACGGACGACCAGCUGCACAACUCGAAGGACAACUUCUACCGGUUUACAAAGGUGUUGGAUUACGACGACACGUCGGAGCCUCUCACGUCCGACACGGCCACGCGGCGCCGGACGUCGAUCAAUGCGAGCAACUACCGCGAGUCGGAGCUCUCGAACGAAUCGGCGGAUCUGGUGGACUACGACUUUGCUACUGCGACCGACGAAGUGCACGCGCUCGUGACCGAAGAGGCGUUGCACGUGCUCGCGAACGUGCUGCACAAAGUGUUUGAGCGCAAAAACAAACUGCUGUUUUACAAGGGCUUUGCUGGCUGCUUCCUGGGCGCAGAGGCCGUGAAUGUCAUCCGCGAGAUGCACGUGACGACUACAUUUAUUGACGCAGUGCUCAUUGGACAGGCGCUGGUGGACGAAGGCUUGAUUGAACCGAUUGCUACGACGGUCUCGACGUUCCAGGACAAGUACGUCUUCUACCGUCUGACGAAGCUAUCAUCGUCGUAA